AUGGGGCAGAUCGAGUGGGCCAUGUGGGCUAACGAGCAGGCGCUGGCGGCAGGGCUUAUCAUGCUGACAGGCGGGAUCGUGGCCGUGGCAGGGCAGUUCAAGGGCUGGUACUUCGCAGCCUAUGCCAUCGCUGCAGGUGUCCUGGUCUGCCUGCUUGAGUACCCUAGGAGCAAGAGGCAGAAGGGCUCCACCAUGGAGAGGUGUGGCCAGAAGUACUUGACAGCAGUGGUGAAGGUGUUUGGGCCCCUCACAAGGAAUUACUACAUCCGAGCCGUCCUGCAUGCUGCCCUGGCUGUUCCUGCUGGUUUCCUUCUCUCCACCAUCCUGGGCACCGUCUGCCUGGCCAUUGCAAGUGGCAUCUACCUGCUGGCAGCAGUGCGUGGGGAAGAGUGGAGACCCAUCGAGCAGAAGCCUCGGGAGCCGCUGCACAAGGUGGAGACCAUCAAGCAGCCUCCCAGCAACCCCCCGCCCCGGCCCCCCGCCGAUGCCCGCAAGAAGCAGCCAGCGGAGGUGGGGGGGCAGGUGAACCCCAUCCCUGUAGAGGCUGAGUAA
Messenger RNA from Indicator indicator, 552 nucleotides. RefSeq names its product cytochrome b-245 light chain. Gene Ontology annotation, molecular function: heme binding. Gene Ontology annotation, biological process: superoxide anion generation. NCBI's taxonomy places the organism in Eukaryota, Metazoa, Chordata, Aves, Piciformes, Indicatoridae. The transcript has 6 exons. The coding region runs from base 1 to 552 and encodes 183 amino acids. The record is from RefSeq and is a predicted model, not a curated record. Gene Ontology annotation, cellular component: NADPH oxidase complex.